AUGUCUUCAACAGCAAUGUAUAUGAGAACGCUGAGAGCCUAUUCAAAAUAUGGCAACAAUCAUGCUCGCUUAAUCGCGAGAACCUUCUCGGCAACCUCCCGCCGCCCCGAGAUCAACAAAGUCUACCCAUCAGCCUCGGAAGCCCUGAAGGACAUGAAGUCCGACUCGACUCUGCUGUGCGGAGGCUUUGGUCUAUGCGGUGUGCCGGACACCCUCAUUGACGAGGUCCUAAAGAAGAAGGAGAUCACUGGCCUGACGGCGGUAUCGAACAAUGCUGGAACAGACGACUCGGGGCUGGGGCAGUUGCUCAAGACCAAGCAGAUCAAGAAGAUGGUUGCAAGCUACAUUGGCGAAAACAAGACCUUCGAGAAUAUGUACCUGACGGGGCAGGUCGAGCUGGAGCUGACGCCACAAGGGACGCUGGCUGAGCGUUGUGCCGCCGGUGGCAAGGGCAUUCCGGCCUUCUACACACCUGCGGCGUUUGGUACUGUUGUGCAAACCGGCGAACUGCCGCUAAAGAACAAGAGCAACGGGACUCCAGACAUUUUCUCGUAUCCGAAGGACGUGAAAGUCUUCAACGGAAAAUCGUACUUAUUGGAAAACAGUAUAGCAGGAGACUACGCGUUUGUGAAGGCCUACAAGGCUGACAAGCUUGGAAACUGUCAGUUCCGUCUGGCGGCCAACAACUUCAAUGGUGCGAUGGGCCGAAAUGCCAAGAUGACCAUUGUGGAGGCCGAGCACAUUGUCGAGCCAGGUGAGAUCCCUCCCGAGGCGGUGCAUCUGCAGGGCAUCUACGUCAAGCGUGUUAUCAAGAGCACGAGCGAGAAGAAAAUCGAGAAGUACACCUGGACCAAGGAUGAGAAUGACUCGGAUGCCAAGAAGGUGUUGGGCUCCGGCGACACAGCGGCCAAACGAGAGCGCAUCGUUCGCAGAGCGGCUAAGGAGUUCAAGAAUGGCAUGUAUGCCAACCUGGGAAUCGGCAUGCCCAUGCUGGCGCCUGGCUUCGUGGGUCCUGAGGUUGAAGUUCAGCUACAAUCUGAGAACGGCAUCCUAGGUCUUGGUCCGUACCCGAGGCAAGGCGAGGAGGACGCGGAUCUAAUCAACGCUGGUAAGGAGACGGUCACUCUCAAGCCUGGCGCUGCAGUAUUCGGCAGCGAGGAGAGUUUCGGCAUGAUCCGAAGCGGCCGCAUCAACUUGACCAUCCUGGGCGCUAUGCAGGUCAGCGGGAAUGGUGAUCUUGCCAAUUGGAUGUUGCCCGGAAAAGUCAAGGGCUUUGGAGGAGCUAUGGACCUGGUCAGCAACCCCAGCGCCACAAAGGUCGUGGUUACGAUGGAGCACACGGAUAAGAAAGGCAACCCCAAGAUUGUCAAGCAAUGCGCGUUCCCCCUGACCGGGCGGGCUUGCGUGUCCAGGAUUAUUACGGAGCUUGGUGUUUUCGAUGUUGACUUUUCCCGUGGUUUGACUUUGAUUGAGAUUGCAGACGGUGUCACGGUGGAUGAAGUAAAGAGCAAGACGGAGGCGCCGUUUACUGUAGCGGAGGAUCUCAAGCCCAUGCUUUGA
This is a messenger RNA of Pseudomassariella vexata, 1560 nucleotides long. RefSeq names its product coenzyme A transferase. The coding region runs from base 1 to 1560 and encodes 519 amino acids. Gene Ontology annotation, biological process: ketone body catabolic process. Gene Ontology annotation, molecular function: succinyl-CoA:3-oxo-acid CoA-transferase activity. NCBI's taxonomy places the organism in Eukaryota, Fungi, Ascomycota, Sordariomycetes, Amphisphaeriales, Pseudomassariaceae. The record is from RefSeq and is a predicted model, not a curated record. The transcript is spliced from 3 exons.